CUUUCAUCUACAAUAGGAGUGUUUCUUGGACGCCAGCCAAUCCUUUACAUAACUGACCCAGAGAUAGUGAAAGCGGUUACCAUCCGGGACUUUGAUCACUUUGUCGAUAGGCUGUCCUUGGAAAGCAACGAGCCAAGAUACUUGCAGCGGAUGCUACUAAAUCUGAAGGGUGGAGAUUGGAAGGCCGUGCGAAGCUCAGUUACCCCGGCCUUUAGUUCAUCUCGUCUGCGAUACCUGUUGAAUCUUAUAGACGAAUGCGGCCAACAAAUGGUUCAAUACCUCAGACAAUUUGAUAAUACCGAGAUUGAAAUGAAAGACGUCAUGGGAAGAUUUACUCUUGAAGUGAUUGGUGCAUGUGCCUUUGGUAUCAAGUCGGAUUCGCUUUGUGAACAGAAUGCAAAGUUUUUGCAGGUUGCUGAAAAUUAUGAUCAUAUGCCAUUCCUUAAAAAACUAAGAGUAUUAUUUGUAUUGUUAUUCGUUCCGGAAUUCUCGAAACAAUUCAACAUCUCAUUCUUAGAUGAACACAAUAUUGCUGCUUUGAUUGAAAUGUUGCAAGAAGCAAAAUCUCAAAGAAGAUCGAAUACAUCUAAUAACAAACACGGUGAUUUUCUACAGUUAAUUUUGGACGCAGCUGAAAAGGAAUUAGCAGAAAAGGGUACACAGACAUGUCUAGAUGAUGACACAAUCGACGGACAAAGCAUACUGUUCCUACUUGCCGGUUUCGAGACAUCAAGUUCGUUGCUAUCUUGCUCUGUGUUAGUACUGGCAUACAUGGAGGAGGUACAAGAUAAACUCCGUGCCCACAUAUUUGAAGUAACUCGUGAUAAGGAAAUGACUUACGAUGUGCUCUCACAGCUUGACUAUCUAGAAGGAUUUUUACUUGAAACAUUACGCAGGUAUCCACCGAUAGCGAGAAUCGAUAGGGUAUGCGUGAAACCGUACGUAUUACCCGGAACUCAAGUUAAAAUAAAUGUCGGUGAUGUAAUAGCAGUUCCCGUAACCGGUAUUCAAAUGGAUGCCAAGUACUUCGAGGAGCCCGAAGAUAUCAAACCAGAUCGGUUCAUGAGGGAUGGCAAGGUUAUCAAACCCUCACACACAUUCUUGGCAUUUGGCUCCGGUCCCAGAAACUGCAUUGGUAUGCGAUUCGCCAUGUUUUCAGCCAAAUGCGCAAUGGUUCACUUAUUAAAGAAUUUUAAGUUCUCGGUAUGUUCCCGAACGGCAUAUCCAAUAGAAUAUGAAACCAAUUCGGUUUUCCUUAAGGCAAAAGCCGGCUUAUGGGUUAAAAUUGAAAAAUUACAACCAAAUGUAUAAAAAAUAUGUUUAUUAUAUUAAAGUAUUUUGCUGCACUUUUGUAAACGCUGCUAUGAAGAACCCUAUGGAAUUUCUGUAGAUGUCUUCAGUAGGUCGUAAUGGAUCAUUCUCAGGACCAAAUCGCUGCACCAUUAAUCUAAGAAUAAAAUUAUAGUUAUGAAAAAUAAAUGAAGUAUUAUUAAAGGUAUGAAA
Leptidea sinapis is the source of this 1503-nucleotide messenger RNA. Its product is annotated as cytochrome P450 9e2-like. NCBI's taxonomy places the organism in Eukaryota, Metazoa, Arthropoda, Insecta, Lepidoptera, Pieridae. Gene Ontology annotation, molecular function: iron ion binding; oxidoreductase activity, acting on paired donors, with incorporation or reduction of molecular oxygen; heme binding. Bases 151 to 1311 code for a protein of 386 amino acids. The transcript has 9 exons. The record is from RefSeq and is a predicted model, not a curated record.